GGCCACCGUAGCGGGAUCGGCGGAGGCCCCGCGGCGGCCGAUGGUCCGCGUUGUGCCGCCGCCCCCCGCCCCGACCCGGCAGCGGCCGCAGAUGGCGCGGCGGGGACCGGGCAGGCGGGGCGGGAGGUCACCGGCACCGCCGCCGCCCCCGCUGCUGGCGCUGCUGCUGCUGUUGGUGCUGGGCCCCGCCGCGGCCGCCGGCGAGGAGGUGGCGGUCUCCAAGGAAUGCGACAAGCCGUGCGCCAACGGCGGGCGGUGCCAGCCGGGCACCGGGCAGUGCGAGUGCCAGCCUGGCUGGGUGGGCGACCAGUGCCAGCACUGCGGGGGGCGCUUCAGACUCACUGAACCUUCAGGGUAUGUCACAGAUGGGCCUGGAAAUUAUAAAUACAAGACAAAAUGCACCUGGCUCAUUGAAGGAAGACCAAACACAAUCCUCAGGCUUCGAUUCAAUCACUUUGCCACAGAGUGCAGCUGGGACCACUUGUAUGUGUAUGAUGGAGACUCAAUUUAUGCUCCCUUACUGGCAGCUUUUAGUGGUCUUAUUGUUCCUGAGAAAGACAGCAAUGAAACAGUACCUGAAGUUGUAGCUACUUCGGGAUAUGCUCUUCUACAUUUCUUCAGUGAUGCUGCCUAUAAUCUCACAGGGUUUAACAUCACCUAUAAUUUCAACGUGUGUCCCAAUAACUGCUCUGGCCAGGGUGAGUGCAGGCUCAACAGCAGCACCAUGGCCCCGCAGUGUGAGUGUGCCGAGCGCUGGAAGGGAGAGGCUUGUGACAUUCCCUACUGCCCGGGGAACUGCGGGGCUCCUGAGAGGGGCCACUGCAGCCUCAACGGCUCCAGAGCGUGUGUGUGCUCUGCAGGCUGGCAAGGUCCUGGCUGUUCAGUUCCUCUUCCUGCAAACCAGUCGUUUUGGACCCGGGAAGAAUACACUCUUCCAAAACUUGCUCGAGCAUCGCACAAAGCUGUCAUCCAUGACAAUAAAAUGUGGAUUGUUGGAGGCUAUGUCUUCAAUCAUUCUGACUCUCAGAAGGUUUUAGCGUAUGAUCUCAUUUCUGAAGAGUGGCUUCCACUGAACAGCUCUGUGAACUCAGUAGAGAUGAGAUAUGGUCAUUCGUUGGCAUUGCACAAGGAUAACAUCUACAUGUACGGCGGUAAGCUGGAUGCCACGGGGAAUGUGAGCAGCCAGCUGUGGGUGUUCCACAUCCCCAGGCAGAGCUGGGCUGUGCUGGCACCCCGGGCCAAGGAGCAGUAUGCUGUGGUGGGGCACUCUGCCCACAUGGUCACCCUGCAGGACAACAGCACCGUCAUGCUGGUGCUCUUCGGGCACUGCCCCCUCUACGGCUACAUCAGCAACGUCCAGGAGUACAACCUGGUGACAAAUACCUGGAGCAUCUUGCAGACGAGCGGAGCUCUGGUGCAAGGAGGAUAUGGUCACAGCAGUGUUUAUGAUCCAAGUACAAGAUCAAUCUAUAUCCAUGGGGGUUACAAAGCAUUUAGUGCCAACAAGUACAGGCUGGCAGAUGAUUUGUACAAAUAUGAAGUGGAUUCUCGCAUGUGGACUAUUCUCAAAGACAGCCGAUUUUUCCGCUACUUGCACACAGCUGUGAUAGUGAGUGGGACCAUGCUGGUGUUUGGAGGAAACACUCACAAUGACACCUCCAUGAGCCACGGAGCCAAGUGCUUCUCUUCGGAUUUCAUGGCCUAUGAUAUUGCCUGUGAUCGAUGGUCUGUGUUGCCUCGCCCGGCUCUGCACCACGAUGUCAACAGGUUUGGGCACUCUGCUGUGCUGUACAACAGCACCAUGUAUGUGUUUGGAGGCUUCAACAGCCUCCUCCUGAGCGACAUCCUGAAGUUCACACCUGAGAGAUGUGAGGCUUUUGGCAACAAGACAUCCUGCCUGGGGGCUGGCCCUGGUGUCAGAUGUGUGUGGGCUCCCCACCCUCCCCGCUGCAUCCCCUGGGAAAAUGCAACACUGGACCAGCAGCAAAAGGUCCUUGAAGACUGUCCUCCCAAGCCAGCUGUAGACAGUGAAAAAUGUGAUCAGAUUACAGACUGCUACAGCUGCACAGCCAACACAAACAGCUGUCAGUGGUGUUCUGACCAGUGUAUCCCAGCACACAACAACUGCACAGAGGAACAGGUUCCUGUUACUCUCUAUGACAAUUGUCCUAAGGAUAAUCCUGCCUAUUACUGUAACAAAAAGACAAGUUGUAAAAGCUGUGCCAUGGAUCAAAACUGUCAAUGGGAACCUAGGAAUCAGGAGUGCAUUGCUUUGCCAGAAAAUAUCUGUGGAACAAACUGGCAUUUGGUUGGCAACUCCUGCCUGAAGAUCACCAACGCCAAGGAGAACUACGAUCAUGCCAAACUGUCCUGUAGGUCCAACGGUGCUUUAUUGGCUUCUCUCACCACCCAGAAAAAGGUGGAAUUUGUUCUGAAGGAGCUGCAGAAGAUUCAGUCUUCACCCAAAACUUUGACUCCAUGGGUUGGACUGAGGAAAAUCAAUGUGUCCUAUUGGUGCUGGGAAGACAUGUCUCCCUUCACCAACACCCUCGUCCAGUGGCUGCCCGAUGAACCCAGUGAUGCUGGAUUUUGUGGAUAUUUAGCUGAGCCUUCCCAACAGGGACUGAAGGCAGCAACUUGUAUCAAUGAGGUCAACGGCACUGUGUGUGAAAGGCCAGCCAACCACAGCGCCAAGCAGUGCCGCACGCCGUGCGCGCUGCGCGCCGCCUGCGCCGAGUGCACCAGCGGCAGCUCCGAGUGCAUGUGGUGCAGCAACAUGCAGCAGUGCGUGGACUCCAACGCCUACGUGGCCUCCUUCCCCUACGGGCAGUGCAUGGAGUGGUACACCAUGAGCAGCUGUCCCCCUGAAAACUGCUCAGGCUACUGCACGUGUGCUCAGUGCCUGGAGCAGCCGGGCUGUGGGUGGUGCACGGAUCCCAGCAACACCGGCAAGGGCAAGUGCCUUGAGGGCUCUUACCGGGGCCCCGUCAGGAUGCCGACCCCAUCCACGCCAGGGAAACACAGCUUGGAGCCUGUUCUCAAUGUCAGCCUGUGUCCUGUGGAGAACAGCUACAACUGGUCCUUCAUCCAGUGUCCAGCCUGUCAGUGUAACGGGCACAGCAGGUGUGUGAACGAGAGCAUUUGUGAGAAGUGUGAGAACCUGACCACGGGCAGGCACUGCGAGACCUGCAUCUCGGGCUACUACGGGGACCCCACCAACGGGGGCACGUGCCAGCCUUGCAAGUGCAAUGGCCACGCAUCCGUCUGCAACACAAACACAGGGAAAUGUUUCUGCACAACCAAGGGAAUCAAAGGAGACGAGUGUCAGCUGUGUGAAGUAGAAAACAGAUAUCAGGGAAAUCCACUUAAAGGAACGUGUUACUAUACUCUCCUCAUCGACUAUCAGUUCACCUUCAGCCUUUCCCAGGAGGAUGAUCGCUAUUACACAGCAAUCAACUUUGUAGCAACACCUGAAGAGCAAAACAGAGACCUGGACAUGUUCAUCAAUGCAUCUAAAAACUUCAACCUCAACAUUACUUGGUCCACAAGUUUUGCAGCUGGUACACAGGCUGGGGAGGAAAUUCCAGUUGUUUCCAGGACUAAUAUAAAAGAAUACAAGGACAGUUUCUCCAAUGAGAAAUUUGAUUUCCGCAACAACCCAAACAUCACCUUCUUUGUUUAUGUCAGCAAUUUCACCUGGCCCAUAAAAAUACAGAUUGCAUUCUCACAGCACAGCAACUUUAUGGACCUGGUGCAGUUCUUUGUGACAUUUUUCAGUUGUUUCCUGUCAUUGCUCCUGGUGGCAGCUGUGGUUUGGAAGAUUAAACAAAGUUGCUGGGCAUCACGACGGAGAGAGCAACUACUACGUGAGAUGCAACAGAUGGCGAGUCGCCCCUUCGCCUCCAUCAACGUUGCCUUAGAAACAGAUGAAGAGCCACCAGAUCUCAUCGGGGGAAGCAUAAAGACUGUCCCGAAGCCAAUCGCGCUGGAGCCCUGCUUUGGGAACAAGGCAGCUGUUCUCUCCGUGUUCGUCAGGUUGCCUCGAGGCCUUGGGGGUAUUCCACCACCAGGACAGUCAGGUCUCGCGGUGGCCAGUGCUCUGGUGGACAUUUCACAACAGAUGCCAAUUGCCUACAAAGAGAAAUCGGGCGCCAUCCGAAAUCGGAAGCAGCAGCCCCCUGCACAGCCAGGAACCUGUAUUUGAUGCAUGGACAUCAGAAACUGUCUAGGGUUUUAAACAAAAUGGAAAAGUGAUACCAAGGAGGAGGAAGAUUUCCAAGUUGUGUCCCAAGAGACUAGAAGCACCCGGAAAAAACCACAACUUCCUUGAACCCAGUUUUUUUCUCUCAUCUACGUGCUAGUUGGCUUUAUUUGACAACUGCUCCACCUAAGUUUUACUGACACAUGGCUUCAGAUUGCUCCUUUGUUUUCUUCAAGGUUAAAGCAAAGUGAUUUCCGUGCAGGUGCGGUGAGGUCCGACGCCGCCACUCCUGGUCAGUGUAAAUACAACAGUAGUCCAAUGAAUGACACUCAGGUUUCUACAUGGAAAGUGCUUUGUAGUUCAUGUAUUUAUCAAACUGUACAAAAAGAAAAAGAUCCAGUGUUUACAGGUGUCAGCUCUCAACACAUAAACACUACUAUUAAUCUUCAAAGCAUCUUCAUUCUUUGUUUUCAUUUAAUAUGUAAUUGUUCCCUCAUUAUUUCAGUGGAACUCUCUUCCAGGCACAGCCUUUUUGUAGUCAUCAUGGUCCAGGAAGGCAAAAGCUGGGAUGGUUUAAAGGUUGAUGUUGCUCAGACCACAUGAAAUAACUGGAAAGUUGGAUGUUGCUUUGGAAAGACUCAGUGUUUACAUAGUCUUAUCCUGCUUGGAGUACACCACACACAAGUGCCUAGACGUGAACAGAUCUAGGAGUGAGGAGACUGCUACACAUGCUGCUUUUUAACAUAAUUAAAUUCUUUUAAAGGUAUGUAUACUCACAUCUAGAGUCACCCAAGGCACUCUGUGUCCUCUGUGCCGUGCAGUCAGACAAAAAUUGCAUUUUCCUGACCAAGCAGAUGCUCACCCAGGUGCAAAUGCCGGGAAGGCACGUAGAGUUUCAGUAUCCCAUAAGAAAACUCCCAGUUUCACCAGCAUUUUCAUAGAAGCAGUCUGUGUUCCAGUCAGACACAUCACGUUUUUCUGAUUUUGGCCCCUUUCUUCCCCCUUCCCUCUCGCCAUCCUCUGGAUGAGAGCUGAGCUUGGAGGCAUUGCUCCUCAGUGGUUAUGGUUUGCUCCAUCUUCUUACAAAGUGUAAAAAGCAACGCUCUGGGUGCCAGAUCACUUGAGGAUGAAGUAAGAAAAGAACUUUAAAUAAAAAUCAAGCAGAGCAGCUUUGUUUUGCCACAGGUUUGAGUUCUACACGAUCGGAUCCUGGUAUUUCCUGUUGAGCUUGAGCUCUGUUAGAGGUUGAGGAAGUUGCUGGCUGGUGAAAGGAUGAGACUUGCAAGCAGCAAAGAGAAGGUUUGGUGCUUGGGGGGUGCAUCAAACCAUCUGAACUGCUCUGACGAGCUGGGAUUGUGGUUUGAGGCUCAGGGUUGGACUGAGCCCGCCCAUCUGUGUGUGGUGGUGUCCAGUGUGCCCCUGGAAUGCGGCACAGGGCCACACGGCGUGGUGGGCUGCAGCUGGUGGGAAGGGCUGGUGGAGGUGCCAAACGAGGGGUGUGGUUAUGGUUCCAUCACAGGCAUCGUGGAUUCACCCGGGUCACUGGGCUGGCGGGUUCUCUUGAGGACAUCUGAUACUUGAUAAAUGGAGAAGUAACACGUGGAAGGGAAGUGCUCUUGGGUCUGCCCAGGCAGCACCUUUCCAAACUGAAACCCAAAUAACUGCUCCUUUUUUGUGUGUGUUCUGGUGAUCAGUCACACAUCAGCCAUUGAUUCCUGGGGUGUUUUUUUCCUAACCAUGUAUUUUGAAGAAGCUCUUUGGAGCCUGGCAGCAUUGCAAUAAAGGGGUGGAUUGCUGUGUGUGUCCAGACAGUGGUGAUGGGAACAGCCUGAUGGCUUAAGGACUGUGGUGGAUGAUAAUUCUGAUUUAAUGUGUCAUUUAACAAGUGCAAUGGGACUGAAAUAAAAUAUUUGGACUGCAGAAAAAUAUUGGGAAAAAAUGCAUUAUAUAUACAAAUAUAUAUAAAUGCAUCUGUUUCUAAACUAGAAGUUUCAGUGCUCUGUGGGGAAAAGGAAUUAUGAUUGGAAAAGUGUUGAGAUUUGUCUUAGAAUGAAGGGAUUCAGGCAAUUUAAGUUUUACCUGAUGCACGGAUUACCUCAGACAGAUUCAUCUCCUGCUAAUAUUUUCUAACUUGCUCAGUGAUAGGGUUAAUCUGUACUGGAGAAAUAAGACUGGACUAAAGUCCCUCCCCUGUGUAUUUUCAGCCACAAUGCACAUCCUGAUGUUUGCAGAUUUCUUCUUGCUGCUUUUGGGAGGAGAACUGCCAGCCCAGAUGGUGAAAGCCCCUGUGCUUGAGUUUCCCUCUUCAGGACAGCUCUUGGGCAGGUGCUUAAAGUUGUUGGGCUGUCCUGAUCACAGACAGCUUUCAGAACCGUAGGCCUGGAGGGGUGAUAGAUUUUUACUUUAAUAAAAAGACAUAAAUACAGAGUUUGGGAUGUUUUCUCACUCCUGGAGAGCUGGGCUGUCUGGUCUGCAAAGCCUGCAGUAUGCCAGGAGUGUGGCCAAAAUGAGGUGUCAGAUACUGAAAAAGUGAGCAAAAAUGAUCAGUCAAGGUUUAUCAGAACCAAAAGAUGUAAAUAGAGCAACAAGAAUUACUUAUGUAACUAAAAGGAACUGGCUCCUUUAGGAUGUAGCUCUGCCCUGCAUCUGAUCUCCAUCCUGAUGAGGGAGAAGAGAACUCUCAUACAUAGCUCUGCUGCAGUUUCAUCCCAGCUUAGAGGUAAACAGGGAAAAACAAGGGAAAGGAUAGGGGAAAGAGGAAUUGCUGGCAGUUUAUCACCAGGCCAGUAUCAAAAGUGAAGGAUUUUUGGGUUUAUUUCAUUUGGAGGUGAGGUGGGGGAGAAAGAACAACCUUAUUUCAUGGGAGAAUCUGUAAAUAAAUGACAAAUGGCACACAGAUUUUGCACUUGUACAUAAACUCUACAGUAACGUGCAGAACAUGGAGAGAUUUAAAGUGUAUAUAAACCAGAAAAAAUAUUGAAUGUAUUUUUGAUGAUUUUAAGUUAUGUAUGAGUUUUGUCUUAAUAACUCCUUCAUCUGAUCAGUAGUAGAUAACUUUCCAGAGCUUUAAACACCAGAUUAUAUCAUGAUGUCUUGCAAAGCAGGGAGGCGUAACUUGACUUUUGUGUGUUCAAAUGUAUUUCACUUAAAUGUAGAAACCAAGUUAAAUAUUGGCUUUUCCAUUUGAAAGGGGAAAAGCAACAUUUGGAUACAAGUAAUAAAGGUCCUUAUAGUGGUCACUGCGUGGAGGAUUAAAUCAGUAGUUUAAGGCUUUUGUUACUAAAAUUGUGGCAGUGUUUCCGUUCAAAAUCACUAUUUUCAGGUGUUUGUAACUGGCUGAAAUUCAGCAUUCGACAUCUUGACCCUCAGAAGAUUUUCAUUCUCUGAGAGGAGCCUUUAAAAAAAUUAGUACUGAAAUUUCAGAACUGUUGGGGCCCUUUUAUUCGAGAAAACAAUGGUGCCAGUGGAUCUCCAAACAGCACUUUUUUUUUUUUUAAAUAUUCCCCAUUUUCCAUGGUUUUUAGCCCAGAAUUUUCUCUGGGCUGGUGUAGCAUGACCUUGCCACACUCUGGCUCAAUACUUUGGAUACAAGAAUAUUUAUGAGACACAACUUUUCAGUUGUUCCUAUCACUUUCUCUGGGCAUAAAAUGCAUUGUAGUGAAAUUACCAAAAUAAAGCAGGCAUGGGGAAAUGCCUGCAAUUGACAUCAAGCCAUGGCAUAUAAUGUCCCAAAUUCAGAGGUGCGUUUCCGUGGACGUGGCAGCCUGUGCUGGCAGAUCCACGCUCCUGAGGGUAUUUGUGUCCUGGAGGGUGCCCAAAGCUCCAGUUCUCUGCAGGGAAGGUGGCCGAGGUCCCCAGGCCCUGGGUUCUGGGAUGGCUGCAAAUGGCACUCGGCUUGCUCGGCCCUGCCUGAGCUGAAGGGAGGGUUUGAGGCUGAAAUCAAAUUUGGGCCUUUUCCACAACCCCUGGGGCUCCAGUGCCGUGUGGCUGGGCUGCCCCUCCGUCCUCCUGCUCCAGGUGUUCCAGCUGCUUUUCCUUCUCCAUGAGACCCUGAGCUGGGGACAGCACCAGCGGCACCUGGGAGCCCUCAGCCCCUUCCCGCUGGAAACGGGGAUUUGUUGGUAUUAUAUUGAUAUUAAACUGCGCUGUGAGAAAGCAGCGAGCAGGCUCUGCGUGCCCCGAGCAGCUCCUCGGCCCCUCCGGGUCUCUCCAUCUGGGAGCAGCAGGGAAGGGAGGAAGGGCUGCCGUGGCAGAGCUCCGGGAGCUGCUGUGCUGGGAAGCUGCUCCCCAGCUGCUGGGGCUGCGGGAGGGAGGGAAGGGAUGGCUUGGGGCGUGCUCCUCAUUCUGGGGUGUGUUCUCUGCAAUUUUAGACAAAUUCCUGCUUUUUCUGUUGUAGCUGCUGAAACGAGCUGAGUUUCCAUGCCAGGACUACUACAAUAUGUGUAUCUGCUGACUUUUUCUGCAUCAGGGCAGGUUUUGUUCAGUCUGUUUCUUUGUUCACACAGACUAUUUGUGUGCGUCUUCCAGGUACUAGAAUUCUUUAGACAUUUCCUCUCCAUUUAGUAUUGAUUCCACAAACCUCACCAGUAGAAAAAAAAAGAAAAAAAAAAAACCACAAUUGUUGCAGAGUCUAUCACAUGUCAGUCCAUUAAAAAAAAAAAAGAAAAAAAUAAAAGAAAAAAAAGAGUUUUAUAUUACUCUGGAAUUUGUGCACAAUAAAUGUUCUUUAAACUAAGAUCCUUGAAUUAAUUGUAUUCUGGAUUUUUCCCUCUUUGUUCUGUAAUUAUUUAUGAUUCUUAUCUGUGUUCAGACUUGAGCUUAGUUUGUUAAUAUGUAUAAUUUAGCAUUUAUUGCAUUCAUAUGUAAAUAGGAGCAAGUAUUGUAAACUAUUUCAUUGCUGGGGUUGUGGGUGUUAUACAUACACACAUUUAGGAUUGCAGUUUUUUGGUAUAAUUUUUUGUAUUGUAAAAUAACAGCUAAUUUAAAGCCGGAACGAGAAAAUUCUUGGGAGGUGUGUGCAUUUUAAAUACAAAUGUGAAGUACAUGUAUAUAAAUAAAAGUAAAUAAUGCAAAUCUUUCCUCUGAAAUAAAAAGUAGAUGAUCUGGU
Molecule: messenger RNA, 9308 nt
Organism: Onychostruthus taczanowskii (white-rumped snowfinch)
Lineage: Eukaryota; Metazoa; Chordata; Aves; Passeriformes; Passeridae
Gene: ATRN
Product: attractin
Exons: 29
Coding region: 41-4204 (1387 amino acids)
Cellular component (GO): Golgi apparatus
Molecular function (GO): protein binding
Source: RefSeq, a predicted model, not a curated record